Molecule: messenger RNA, 834 nt
Organism: Meloidogyne enterolobii
Lineage: Eukaryota; Metazoa; Nematoda; Chromadorea; Rhabditida; Meloidogynidae
Source: the annotation of a GenBank genome assembly
AUGCUUAAUAUAUUAAUUUUAAUUAUUUCAUUUAUAUCAUCCCUGGCGAUAAACCAGGACGGAGCCACAUUUUGUAAUUUCCCAAAGCCUUCAAGUACAAAUUAUACAAAGACCGGUUCAGUCAUUAGUGGCUACAAUGAUUUUAAAAUGCAAAGGAUUAUACUGGAAGGGAGUCCAGGAACUUGCAAUCCAAAAAUUCCGAAGCAAUGGAAUUCUCUUUUCACAGUUAAGGAUGGGGGAACUGUUGCUAAUUUAAUACUUGGCGUCGCGCCAGACGGCACUUCUGCUGAUAUCAGUUGCAUGGGAAGUUGUACUCUUAAAAAUGUUUGGUGGGAAAAUGCUUGUUGGCGAGCUGCUAGCUUCCGUGCUACAGCGGCAUUCAAUUCAAGACGUACAAACCAGGAAGGAGAUUCAACACAAUAUACAUAUAUCGUAGAUGGAGGAGGCGCUCUAGACGGCUUUCAAAAAAUUUUCGAUCAGAGCGGACCUGGAAAGACUAUAGUAAAGAACUUUUGCGCAGCAAAUAGCCAGAUAAUUCUUCGAGCGUGUGGGGAUUGCGGAAGACAAUACCAACGAGAUUUAACGAUUGUGGACUCUAAAUUCAAGGGACCUGGACUUCUUAUUAUGGGGCCUAACCAUCAAUACAAUGACAAAGUAACUCUUCGAAACGUUUCUGUUUAUGGCAACAACAAUCCAGCAACUAAAAUGGCUUUUGCAUGUGUAGAGGCAGUGCAAAAUGCUGCAAAUCCUUGGCAAUAUGCUUGGAUAGCUGGAAAGGCUGGAACUGGUAGUUCUUGUAAUUACCCAGCUUCCGCAUUUAAAGUGGUCAAUUGA